AUGUUUGGUCAACAGGAAGACAAUAGGAGCACAACAGCCGCCCUCGUCACCCCAGUUCUCCUGAAAACUACCAGCCUCGACGGAAGCGAUCGAGCAGCGUCAAUCGAACCUGGAUCCCAAUACUGCCGAGCCUCUGUUCAAAGUAAAGCGCUCUUAUUGGCCGUACUCCCCGGCGAAAGAAUGGUUUCAUCCCCGAGCCCAUCAUCCACCCGCGAAGGCCUGCAUCGACGGAACAUGAAACCUGAAACCCAAUCCCAAUUCAUCCGCCGCUUGCGCCGCUCAACCCCCUCAGAAUCCUCCUCCUCAUCAAACACAAAUCCAAACGGCGGAAAGAGCAAGAAGCCACCGCCCAAUGCCUCCGACUUUUAUGUGCCGUCACUGCCGGGCCAACCGAAGGACUCCCAGCUGAUACUAUAUGCAGGACACCUCUCAUUCUCGCCGCCCGAGUCGACGAUCGAGCCCGAGAAGGAUUCCUACGGGUUCUUCUUCCUCAACAAGGCGCGGCACAUAGCCAAUCGACCGGUGCUGUUGGUAUGGCUGAACGGCGGGCCAGGCUGCUCGUCCUUCGACGGCUCGUUGAUGGAGGUCGGCCCGCUCCGGAUGGUCCUCAAGGGCGAAGGGGCCCUCAAGGAGGUCGAUGCCGCCUGGAACGAGUAUGCCAACAUGCUCUUCAUCGACCAGCCUACCGGCACGGGCUACAGCUACGGCCCUAAACCUAACUACGUCCACGAACUCGACGUCAGCUCCGCUAACUUGGUCAACCUUCUCGCCCGCUUCUACAAAAUCUUCCCAGAGUAUCAGAAAAUGGAUCUCUACAUCUGUGGAGAAAGCUUUGCUGGACAAUACAUCCCUUACCUCGCUCAAGCGAUUCUAGAUACCAACAUCAUCAGUGCCCCACUGAAAGGAAUCAUGAUAGGCAACGGAUGGGUCGACCCGAUCAACCAAUACCUGGCCUAUCCAGACUUUGCCUUCAAGGUCGGGCUCGUCAACCCGUCCUCAAAAGCGGCCGAGCAGGUCAAGGCGGAGCACAAGAAAUGCACCGAAUGGAUCGAGUCUAAUAACACUACCACCCCCAUCCACAUCGAGGCGUGCGAGGGCAUCCUGGGCACCAUCACCGACUCCACCGUCCAAACUGUGAAUUCACAGAAGAUGUGUCUGAACAUGUACGACGUUCGACUCGUGGAUACGUAUCCAGCAUGUGGCCUAACCUGGCCGCCGGAUCUCGCGGACAUCACCCCUUACCUCUCGCGGACGGAUGUCAAGAAGGCGCUCCAUGCCCAAGACCAUUCGGCCGACUGGGUCGAAUGCGAGGCCAAAGUGGGCAACAACUUCUGGGCCAAAACCUCCCAACCCUCGAUCACCCUGUUCCCUAAACUCUUGGACAAAAUCAAAAUCUUGCUGUUCUCCGGCGAUCAAGACCUGAUUUGUUGCCAUACGGGUACCGAGCGAAUGAUUGAUCAUUUGACGUGGGGUGGACAUCAAGGAUGGAUCGACAAAGCCAGCAAUCAGCAGUGGAAGGUCAAUGGAAGCUAUGCAGGUCUCUGGAGGGAAGAACGAAACCUGACCUAUGUCCUCGUAGCCAAUGCAUCUCACAUGGCCCCGUACGAUGUCCCCUAUGUGACUCAAGACAUGCUGGUCCGGUUCCUGGAGAUCGAUGUGAUGACGGCAGCGGGCCCAGCGGCGCAGAUCACGAGUCGGAUCGGGAAGGAGUCGGCGACGACGGUGAACCGGGUGUUACUAAACGAGACGAAGCUAGCGCAGGGCGGAGCAGGGACGGGGCUGGCGGCGACCAAGGGCCCGGUGCAUGACGAGAACUACUACAACGCCUCCUCCGCAAUGGUCUUCCUCGGCCUCGUCGGCCUCGUCGUCGGCCUCAUCUUCUUUGUCCGCAGACGCUUGCGCAGAAACGGCCAGGGCGACUUCGCUCACCUCCCCGAGGAAAACGAAAUCAUCCUCAAACACCAUCCCUCCUCUCCCCCCACGCCUGCCCGUCGGCCCGUCCGCGAAGCCCAGUUCCAGCCCGUGCCUACCGACGACCUCGACGACCAUCUCCAUCCUAACCUUCCUUCCAAUAACACAUCCUAUCAGGACUUGCCUCGCUAA
Messenger RNA from Puccinia triticina, 2103 nucleotides. RefSeq lists its product as uncharacterized. Gene Ontology annotation, cellular component: trans-Golgi network. Lineage: Eukaryota; Fungi; Basidiomycota; Pucciniomycetes; Pucciniales; Pucciniaceae. Gene Ontology annotation, molecular function: serine-type carboxypeptidase activity. The record is from RefSeq and is a predicted model, not a curated record. The transcript is spliced from 8 exons. Gene Ontology annotation, biological process: proteolysis; apoptotic process. The coding region runs from base 1 to 2103 and encodes 700 amino acids.